Molecule: messenger RNA, 1548 nt
Organism: Euleptes europaea (tarantolino)
Lineage: Eukaryota; Metazoa; Chordata; Lepidosauria; Squamata; Sphaerodactylidae
Product: cytochrome P450 4B1-like
Exons: 12
Coding region: 1-1548 (515 amino acids)
Molecular function (GO): iron ion binding; oxidoreductase activity, acting on paired donors, with incorporation or reduction of molecular oxygen; monooxygenase activity
Source: RefSeq, a predicted model, not a curated record
AUGAGGUACCUACAUCCCUUGUGGUCCUGGUUACCUGGAGAUUUCUAUCAGCUUUUCCAUCUGACUGGUGCCUUUGUCCUCACAUACGUGGCUCUAAAAGCCAUCCACCUAGUUAAAAAAAGACAAGAACUAGCCAAUGCUUUAAGGAAUUUCCCUGGACCUCCCCCUCAUUGGCUUUAUGGCCAUGUGAAGAUGCUCGAACCUGGGGAAGACGUAAAAAAUCUAGUAGGAUGGACAAAAGAAUUUCCACGAUGCUACCCUUUGUACUUUGGACCGUUCUUGAUCUUCUUGGGUAUCAACCACCCUGAUUACGCCAAAAUGGUGUUCAGCAGAGGCGAUCCCAAAAGUCUUGCCGUUUACAACUACGUAGUUCCAUGGAUUGGAAAGGGGCUGCUAAUCCUCAACGGGCCAAAGUGGCAUCAGCACCGGAAGCUGCUGACUCCCGGAUUCCAUUAUGAGGUCCUGAAGCCAUAUGUGGCUCUAAUGGCAGAUUCAGUCAAAGUGAUGUUGAGUAAAUGGGAGAAGUUGGUUCAAGAAGACCAAGCAGCAUCAGUGGAGAUGUUUGAACAUGUCAGCUUGAUGACCCUUGACAGCAUCAUGAAAUGUGCCUUCAGCUGCCAGAGCAAUUGCCAGACAGAUAGGGAUAACCCCUACGUUAAAAUGGUCUAUGAUCUAAGCUUUCUCGCUGUUGAGAGAUUGAAGACACCUCUAUACCACAAUGAUUUCUUUUACCAACUCUGUUCUCAAGGACGUAAGUUCCAUGAGACCUGUAGAUUAGCUCAUCUCCAUACAGAUUGCGUAAUUAAAGAGAGAAAGAAAUCCCUCAAGAAUGAACAAGAGCUUGAGAAGAUCUUGAAGAAGAGGCGUCUGGACUUUUUAGACAUCCUUCUUUGUGCAAAGGAUGAAAAGGGAAAGACAUUGUCUGAUGAAGACCUACGUGCUGAGGUGGACACUUUCAUGUUUGAGGGUCAUGAUACUACUGCCAGUGGGAUCUCUUGGCUUUUCUACUGCAUGGCUCAAAACCCUGAGUACCAACAAAGGUGCAGGGAAGAGAUAAAGGAGUUCCUUGGGCAAGGAAAGAAUAUCCAAUGGGAUGACCUAGGGAAGAUGACAUAUACCACCAUGUGUAUUAAAGAGAGUCUUCGGCUUUACCCUCCAGUUCCUCUAAUAGGUCGAAUCUUGAACUCAACAGUAACAUUUGAUGAUGGACGCACCUUACCAUCAGGUUUCCUAGUUGGAUUGAAUAUUCCUGGUCUCCACAGAAACCCGGAAGCAUGGGACCAUCCUGAUGUCUUUGAACCCCUGAGAUUUUCUCCAGAAAAUUCAUCUGGUCACCAUCCAUUUGCUUUCCUGCCUUUUUCUGCUGGCCCAAGGAACUGCAUUGGACAACAGUUUGCUAUGAUGGAGAUGAAAGUAGUUCUUGCUUUGACUUUGCUCCAGUUUGAACUCUUACCAGAUCCAGCAAAUCCUCCAGUUCCUGUCAUUCAGCUUGUUCUGCGUUCCAAGAAUGGGAUACACCUUAAACUGAAAAAACUUUGUUCCUCAUGA